AUGAUCAGCAUCGUCCUGGGCCCUCUCGCGCUCAAGCAAGCACUUCUGGCUUCCAUGAACCUCUCCAUGAGAGACAUCGUGCUAUCCACCAAGAAUCUACCUGCCCCCAAAAAGGACUAUCCUUUGAUUAGAUACCAUCCCAAGGUUGUUAACCACCGUCGACUUGCUCAAACUUCGUCCUCAUUACCAUUACCGCCUGUCGUAUUAGGAGGUCAAUAUCAAGCUGCUAAGCGUGUUGGCAGCUUAAUAAACGAUCUUGCAGUCAUGGCUAUCCCUGCUGAUAUCCAGGAGAACUCAAAAUUCCUUACUCCUAACCGCAACGCGGUGCGAUCACAACAAUAUGGCCAUCUAAUACCUGUUCUUCUUGCUUCCUUCUCGCCCAUUGGAGAUUUAAGACUUCCUGGCCGUUCAAAGAAAGCCAAAUCAUCAUCAGGUACCGCUGCUACUUGUAGCCAAGCUCUCUCUUCCGGAAAUAUCAUUCACUCAUUGGCCACGUCUGGUGCUGGCAUCAAGCGAAAGAUCGACGCUGUUACUCCAACUAUGGCUAAUCCGAAAAAGAAACUUAAAGUUGUACAUCAAGCAUUGCAACUUAUGACCGACAUUGAACUUUCCAAGGAGCCUAACGCAGCUGACGUUUCUUUUGAAAUUGCCCUUUCCGCUGCGACUCCAAUGGCGACUGUAUCUAAAUCCCCAAUGCCCGUUCUGUCUCUGCUGAUGGUGUUAAAGAAAUCCAGGGCCACAUUCGCACCAAAAUUUGCCCAGUAUUAUUCAGCCAGGAGUUCCAUCCUUUACUCAAACCCCUUGAAAAUCACAAAAGAUGCAGUCAAACAGAAGAAGCUGAUUUCUGUUUUGAAGGGCAAGGAUAUAGUCAACUUUGUUCCUGGCCUCCCUCGCUCUGUUGUCCAUAGAACACCAUCUACAAGCCAACCUACCGUAUCUCUGGCAUCAGCAUUCUCAAGCACUAAGGGCAAAGACAAAGAAAUGCCAUUCCAUAGCACUUCAGGUGCUUCUGGAAAGGAGUUGUUUACAAGCAAGCUCGUAUCUGACAUCUCUGCUGCUCCUGCCUCCAACUCAUCAACAACUGCUGACAUCAAGCUAUUUCAACUCAAGGCAAACGAUGAGGAGCUUGAAGAGGGUGAAAUUGUCAGUUCAACCCCAUCCUCUUUCCCAGAGCAAGUCAGUCAAGCCUGUUCAAAAGAUGAAGGCAAGUUUUAUAUCCUCAAGCACAAUGAAGCACAAGUGGGUGAAUCUGCUUUCCGCCCGGAGGUCAAUAAUAUCACUACCAAUGCAAAUCAAAGUACAAGACGCACUGCCCCUAGUGACAGUGAGUGUCGUACUAAGAUAAAGCUCUGCAAUGAUAAGAUCAAUGACAAACCGGCUGAUGCUAGCCCUACGACGACAUCUGUCAAGAGAACGUUAUCAGCUACUGCCCCUAAUGCCAACACAAUGGAACAAUUUAAAGUGAUCACAGUGAUGUGA
This is a messenger RNA of Rhizopus microsporus ATCC 52813, 1479 nucleotides long. RefSeq lists its product as uncharacterized. Lineage: Eukaryota; Fungi; Mucoromycota; Mucoromycetes; Mucorales; Rhizopodaceae. The transcript has 5 exons. The record is from RefSeq and is a predicted model, not a curated record. The coding region runs from base 1 to 1479 and encodes 492 amino acids.